AUGGAUCAGAAACGUGGCUUGAACAUAGAAAAUUGUCAAUGUUUGGCCAUCAGUGCCUCUAAAGUAUUGGUGGGGUUUGGUGGGCAGUUACUUCCCCAUGAUAUGUUACACUGGUUAGUAAAUGUACUCCAUACGCCAAAGGACCGUCUACCUCGCAGAGCUCAUCUCGUCCAGCCUUUUGCUCAGUGGAAGCGACCGAGAGGUGAACGGUGUAUGGCCUGGCAACGAAGUUUGAACACAUUGACCGGUAAACAUAGUCGGGUUGACAACUGCCGCCUCUCUGAAUGGGAACCCGAGACACAACUUCCUGGCAUAUCUAGGCUUUGUCAACCUGGUAGUAACCUAGCCCUCGUGCUUCCUCCUUUUGGCGUGGCAGCUAGGUAUAGAAAGGGUGUUACAGCUGAAAGAUUUAUAUUAUUUCAUCUCAACUUGGUGGUUUCGUCCGCCAUCAUUACUCUGGGUUUUAAUCUGAUAUGGCCCAGUCGCGCCCUCAAUGGCGCUCGUGCAUCCAAGCUAUUGCCUUCAAUGCAUCUUUUCUUUUCCGACCCCCCACUUGACAGCCCACUGACAGUGCUGGAUUUAUGCACCAAUUUAUCAGCUCCCGCCUGCAAUGCGCACUGCCCCCCCUUAUUACAGCUGACAAUGAUGAUGAAUGGGUGGAGGAGUAUGAAGAACUGGUUUUGUGUUGUCUGGGGUGAGAUGGCUCAAGUGGUUGGAGCGCGAAUUUACUAA
Messenger RNA from Opisthorchis viverrini, 732 nucleotides. RefSeq lists its product as hypothetical. NCBI's taxonomy places the organism in Eukaryota, Metazoa, Platyhelminthes, Trematoda, Opisthorchiida, Opisthorchiidae. The transcript has 5 exons. The record is from RefSeq and is a predicted model, not a curated record. Bases 1 to 732 code for a protein of 243 amino acids.